UUGAUCUUUAUAUUUGAGGAAUUUGGAGAAAUUGCUUGCGGAGGGAUCUGGGAGGGUAAACAGAUGGCGAAUCAGGGUUUGGAGGGGAGCCAACCAGUGGAUCUAUCUAAGCAUCCUUCAGGAAUUGUUCCCACGCUACAGUAGUUCUUCGUCUCCCUCCCCCUUCUCAUUAGCUCCAAUAGUUUGGGAACAGUAUUCUGAAAUACACUCUUCGAUGGAAAUUUUGCUUUGUGAAUUAUUGACAUUUAAUCUUUUUUGCCAAAUGAUCAUCAAAGAGAGAUUCAUCUUCCAAUGUCGGCUGUGCAUGUUUUAUAUGUAUUAUUUUCCUGCAGAUUGGCUUCAUUAUGUUGUACCUGGAAAUAUUGUUUCAACUGUCAACUUGGACUGCAAGUUGGAUCUUAAAGCUAUAGCUUUGCAAGCUCGUAAUGCAGAGUACAAUCCCAAGCGUUUUGCUGCAGUUAUCAUGAGGAUAAGGGAGCCGAAAACUACAGCAUUGAUAUUUGCAUCAGGAAAAAUGGUUUGUACUGGAGCAAAGAGUGAACAGCAGUCAAAACUUGCUGCGCGAAAGUAUGCUCGCAUUAUUCAGAAGCUUGGUUUUCCAGCUAAAUUCAAGGAUUUCAAGAUUCAGAACAUUGUCGGUUCUUGUGAUGUCAAAUUUCCGAUAAGACUUGAAGGCCUUGCAUAUUCUCAUGGUGCUUUCUCCAGUUACGAACCAGAAUUAUUUCCUGGUUUGAUAUACCGAAUGAAGCAGCCAAAGAUUGUGUUACUCAUCUUUGUUUCUGGCAAGAUUGUUCUGACUGGUGCUAAGGUGAGAGAUGAAACAUACGCCGCGUUUGAAAAUAUAUACCCUGUCCUCACAGAAUUCAGGAAAACUCAGCAAGGAUAAUGGCUGGAGGAGGUCGCAGAUGAAGAGUUUGUGCACAUGCACUGGUCGCUGCUAACCGUUAUUGAUUUCAACUGUACAUAUGCGAGGAAAUCCCUUCUUGAUGCCACAGGAGUUAUCCUUAUGUUCCUAAUUAUGUAUGUUGUCUCAAUGGCUUAAUGUCUUAGCCCUAGAAAAUCAGGUUUUGUUUCUCUUUCGAGUUUUUAUUUGAAUAGCCUCGAUGGGGUUUUAAUCCGAACGUUUGUUUAGAAACCAAUGGAACUACGAAACUUUUUUCCUUUAGUUGGUCAGAUAAUAUAGGAGGAGAAGCACUCGGACUAAUCUUCUGUGAUUCCUAGUAAAUAUGUGAAUUACUGUACUAGUGAACAAGCCCUAUCGUGUUGCUCAUGUGUUACGCAUCAUUGCAUUGUUGAUCUUGUAACUUCAUUCGUCAUCAUGGGUUCACACAUAUAUAUAUAUUCCAAAUUGUAAUA
Molecule: messenger RNA, 1356 nt
Organism: Ananas comosus (pineapple)
Lineage: Eukaryota; Viridiplantae; Streptophyta; Magnoliopsida; Poales; Bromeliaceae
Product: TATA-box-binding protein-like
Exons: 9
Coding region: 215-886 (223 amino acids)
Biological process (GO): DNA-templated transcription initiation
Molecular function (GO): RNA polymerase II general transcription initiation factor activity; DNA binding
Source: RefSeq, a predicted model, not a curated record